UAAGCCUUAGAGUAAGGAUAGCACUAUGAUUACUAAAUCAGCCCCCUGUGGGUUGGGGGAGCUUUGAGUCGAACAUCGGACUCAAGAAUUUGUUGAAAACCAGAAUACACCCACAGUAUCUCACAGUCGUAGCAGGCAACUAAAAGGGACCCCCUUUCCAAAGCCCUUCUCCAUCUUAAUAUGCUUUGGAACUAUCCAUUUUUAAAAUGGCACUUUUUCCAUUGACUUGGUUGUGUGUCAUUCUUUUUUUCUCUUUCUAUUUGUAGGCCUUCCUUGGCCAUAUACUUACUUUUUCUUAGGCCAACCCAAGGUGUGAUGUGGACCGUGCUGAUGGGUGGAUGGCACCAGGCCUUUUAUAUGGUGACUCUAAGGGUGCCUGUUGGAUACCAGGCGCCCUCCUGUAGUAUUCAGCCUUGUCUGGACAUGCGGUGCUGCUCUGUAUUGGUCGUCUCUACUUCCCUAGCUGGUCGUGGGAAUCACACAAACAACAACAAAAAACCAAACCCCACAGAAGUUGCCUCGCCUUCUAACCCAUCGGGAUCUGCCCCAUCAGGGCAGGUUCUUCAAUCUGAAAUUGGUGCUUCAGGAACACAGGAGGUUCCGUUGCACUCUUAUGUAGAGGCUACCAACAUUGAGAAGGUUUCUGCUGAUCACGAUAUGGAUGACGUAAGCUCAAUCACACCAUCCCAACUGGAGAGGGAGGGCGAGCACCUCAGAAAAGCAAGAAUCCGCAGGAAUUCCUAAGGAUGCAAAAGACCAACCGAGCAGUUAGCGAGUGGAGAGAACAACCUCAUCACUGCUCAAAGAAGGGGGGCCAUUCAGGCAAAACUUCUUGAGAGAGGUGAAGCUUUUGACCCUGCACAGUUCCGGAUGUUCAAAAAGAAAAAACCCAAGAGACUAGAGAUGGGUGAAACACCAAGCACAAAUUUGGUCAAGAGGCUCAGUCUAGGGUGGCCAGGCGCCCUAGAGGUAUAAAUAAAAAUAUAAAUCACAGUACCCUUUCAAAUUAU
Molecule: messenger RNA, 1010 nt
Organism: Nilaparvata lugens (brown planthopper)
Lineage: Eukaryota; Metazoa; Arthropoda; Insecta; Hemiptera; Delphacidae
Exons: 2
Coding region: 316-744 (142 amino acids)
Source: RefSeq, a predicted model, not a curated record